Molecule: messenger RNA, 1506 nt
Organism: Haliotis rufescens (red abalone)
Lineage: Eukaryota; Metazoa; Mollusca; Gastropoda; Lepetellida; Haliotidae
Product: sodium-dependent glucose transporter 1A-like
Exons: 3
Coding region: 1-1506 (501 amino acids)
Biological process (GO): transmembrane transport
Source: RefSeq, a predicted model, not a curated record
AUGGGGCCUGAAUCUGUCAGAUCAACGCCAGAAACAGUUCACUUCCGGCAGCAACUACAGGAUCCCGAGUUCCGACGGAAGUUCAUCCACACCUUGAUACUUUACUUUGCGUUUCUGGUCCUGGGUGUCUGCCGUGGCCAGCACGGCCCAGCGUUCUUGGACCUGGCCCAGAUCACUGGGAGCAAUGUAGAGGAAGCAUCAAUCUUCUACACGUCCCUCGCGGCAGGAGGACUCGUGGGAUCAGUCUUCAUGGGUGUCCUCAUUGAGAAAGUAGCCAAGCACAGGCAAGCCAUUCUGGCCAGUUCUGUUCUACUGAACGUUGUCAGCACCAGUGCUAUACCAUGGAGCAAGAACUACUUCUUGACCAUUUCUAUAUUUUUUGUUAAUGGGAUGUUAACAACGGCUUUUGAUGCAGGUGGAAACUUUGACAUGAUGAGCACGUCAAGUGUGGGAGGCAAGAUGUUUAUACAGAUUCUACACUUUGUCUUUGCUGUCGGUACCAUCAUAGCACCACUCACGGUGGAACCCUUCCUAGCUGAGAAAAAAACAUACAACGCGACCUUCUGUGACAUACAUAACGUACGACAGUCUUAUAACUACAGCGACGGACAUUCAGCUGACAACUCGAAUGAAACAACCGUCCUUAUUCCGGAGAGUUGUCUCCCUUCCGAAAGUAGUAUCCAGUACGCAUACAUGAUAGCAGGUGCACUCUGUCUUCUGUCGGGGAUCAUGAUAACUGCAGAAUGCUUUUUCAGUCCUCCAAACACAAAACGUAAAACAAGAAUUGAGAAUCAUCGAAAUCCCCGUGUGAUUCCCAGAUGGUUGCGUGUGCUUAUCCUUGGAACUGUUGGAGGCAUGUAUUUCUUCAGCUCUUCUUCCAUCAGUGUCAUCGUUGGCUACAUAAUGGCAUAUUUUGUAAAUGACCUUGGAUGGAGCAAGGAAAAGACUGCCAAUUUAACAUCAGUCUAUUGGGCGGGUUAUGCCGCCUCUCGCUUGCUGUGUGUGCUACUUGAUCGAAUCCUUAACCCUCUUCAGCUUUUGUUUAUUUCUAAUGGUCUCAGCGUGUUGUCUUUAGCAGGUCUGUGGCUCAGCAUAAUUUAUAAAUCCGACCCAGGGAUAUGGAUCUGCAUGGUCCUUGCAGCAAUAGGAAUGUCAGCUAUAUUCCCAACUGCAAUUGUGUAUAUUGAAAAUGACGUGAUGAAGGUGUCUGGUAUGGUGACGUCUGUCAUCUGGGUGGCAGUGAAUUUGCAAGGAAUUCUGAACCCUUUGUUGCUAGGUUACCUCUUCCAGACAGUAUCCUUCAAAUGGUACAUCUACAUCACUUUCAUCGAGGCAGUUUUGGCCUUCGUGUGUUUUGUGUCUCUUGUUCUGAUCAUAAAAACGCUUGUGACGAAGUAUGGCUCUCUUGAGUUGGAAAAUAUUGUUGAUGAAAAGAACAUAGAGGAGACAUUUAUUGAGAAGAUCGAGAGAACAGAGAUCAAUGGCCUAACAGGUUUGCAUGGUUAG